Messenger RNA from Effrenium voratum, 885 nucleotides. NCBI's taxonomy places the organism in Eukaryota, Dinophyceae, Suessiales, Symbiodiniaceae. The record is from the annotation of a GenBank genome assembly.
GUUGCCCACAGUAUCGCACGACACUGAUUGCAUGAUGGCAUUUGCCGCUGCCUUCUCUCCAGUCCUAGACUGAGGAAGGCUGAGCAAGGUAUGCUGGAGAGAAAUGGCAUCACCUCUGCUGGUGCUGCCAUCGAUAUCUCCUUUUCCUGACACCCAGGCUCUAUGUUCUGGGAGUUCUGAGGGUGGCAACGGAGCUGGAAAAGUGGAUGCGCUGGGCUCCUGGCCAUUUCAGGCGCAAGCCCUUCCUUCCACUGGCUGGAGCUCCAGGUGGAGCAUGUUCGGAGAGCAGGCCUUAAAGGAUUUCGAUGCUCUGAAGCAGCGCUCGGAGGAGAACAGACUCCAGGAUGCCAUGGAUGCCCUUGACGCAGCGCUUCAGGCUUUGCAGCUGGCAGAGGAGAUCUGCAGGUGCAUAUCACAUGAUCUUGCAGCGCGAGAUCACGCAGUUGCUUCACGUACGCCAAGCAGUCAUGAAGACGGAGAAGGCGAACUGUGUCCAGCUGGACGGCCAGAUGUACAGAAUGACUCCCAAGGCCAGCUUUGUAGUUCCAGGCUCGGCAACCGAGCCCGUCCUCUUGAGCUUGGCAAGGCUACUUCAGUGGAAGGAGUGCUGAGGGUGGAAGGAGAUGUGAUGAUGAAUGCACAGGAACUGCAGGAAGUUCUUCGCGGCGUGCUGCUCCAAUUGGUGGGCGAGGUUCAAGAUGUAGAAUUGGUGUGUACUAGAUGCAAGCCCAGCGCGCCGACAUAUGCCUUUCCAUCUUUGGAAGGUAGCUUUUUCGGAGCCUAUGCUGAUCCAACGACUUGGGACGGCUUGGAAUUCGCCUUCAAGGUUGUGGCUUCUGAUCUGAAUGACCUGGAGCCGGUGCGAGAAACUCUUUUGCUCGAGGC